AGGAUGAGGAGACCGGAGCCUGCUCCCCAGGGCUGGAUGUGUGGGCUGCCUUUGCGCCUUCCUUCCUGCCAGCGCGUGGGGCACACACAGCCUUCAGGGAAGUGUUUUGCAAUCACCUUUUCUUCGGAGCUUCGGAGCAAUUAACGACACUGGGUUUGAGGAACUAACGGCAAAAGCAACAUGCUGGAGCCUGGACGGGACACUCUGAUCUCCCGGGGGCCCGGGCCCGUCCUGAGGGCGAGCAGCACACUCGGGGCUGCAUGCACCGGGCGCUGAGAUGAGGUGAUGCCAAAGCCCCAGACAAGAUCGUGGCCGAGCGCAGGGACAGGGGAAUGAUGCUGCCAUCCUCCCUGCUCGUCCUGCUGCUCCUGGGUGGAGCACAGGGCUGCGGUGAGGUGCGGGUGGAGCCCCCCACGGUGCUCCUGGGAUCCCCUGUCACAGCCUCCUGCCGUGUCCAGCAGGCCCUGUGCCAUGGGUGGCAUGCAAGCUCCUUGGGGACAAGCACAGCCCAGAGCCUUGGCGGAGGCUUGGAGGGGGGCAUCCGGCUGAUGUGGAAGCUGGACAACAAGACCCUGCCCGGGACCCAGUACUGGAGUGCAAAUGGGACGGUCGAGUCCAUCCUCACCAUCGCCCACGUCAGCUGGACCAGGGCUAAGCUGCGGUGCUACUUGGCGGGGAUGGGGACAGGGACAAAGACGGAGACGCCCCAGCUCAUCGCCACAGCCGACAUCCAAGCGGGCCACCUACCCUCGAAGCCCCACAACCUGACGUGCAUGAUGAACCUCCGUGAGAUGUCCCUGACAUGUCGCUGGGAUCCCGGAGCAGAGAGCCUCCUGCCGACUGAGACCAUCCUGAAGAGCCGCAAGACCUGCAGAGUGGUCACAAAGGCCAUCCAGGAGUGCCGCCCAUUGCUGCCAGGGGAGAACCACUGCACCCUGCCGCACCAGCACCUGCAGCUCUACCAGGACAUGGAGUUCUGGGUGUGGGUGCGCAACCCCCUGGGCACGGCCGAGUCCGAGCACCUGUGCCUCGACCCCACCGAUGUGGCCAAGCUGGACGCCCCCACCCUGAUGAGCGUGCAGCCCUUCCAGCCCAACUGUGUGGCCGUGGCCUGGGACGUGGCCCGCAGCAGCGCCUACAUCGAGCAGCAGUGCGAGCUGCGCUACCGGAGGGACAAAGAGCUUGCCUGGACACUGGUCUCCGGCAUCAUCAGCUCCAACCAGAAGGUGCAGCACUGCGGCCUGCUCUUCGGGAUGCCGUACCGCCUGCAGAUGCGCUGCCGGCGCAAGACGUUCCCCAGCUACUGGAGCGAGUGGAGCACAGAGCAGGGCUUCACCACCCACGAGAAAGCCCCUGCAGGGAAACUGGACGCCUGGUGGCAGGUGACACCUUCAGGCUCCCGGCAGCGAGCCGAGGUGCAGCUGCUGUGGAAGGCCCUGGCAUGGCAGGAGGCGAACGGCAGGAUCCUGGGGUACUGGGUGGCGCUGAGCCCGCAGCAGAGGGGCAGAGUGCCGACCACUGUCUGCAACACAACAGAGAUGGGGUGCAACUUCUCUGUGCCCGCUGGCGUGCGCAGCGUCUACCUGGCAGCCUACAAUGCCGCCGGCAAGGGGCCCCCCACCGAGGUCAUCUUCCUGGAGAGGAGAGGUAGGCACCGCCACGGCCUGGCAGCUCCCGCCUGCCCACGGGGGCAGAGCCCCCCACCCCCACUGCCCAGCCCAGAAGGCCGGUGGCCCCCAGCCUGGCCAGCAGACCCCGGUGGCCGUCUCGGCUGGCAGGUGGAGCACAACCACAGUGCAACCGGGGCCCUGAUCCAAGAUGGCAUCGAGCCCUUCCGACGGUACAACAUCUCUGUGUACCCUCUGUACGUGGAUGCCGUGGGGGUGCCACGACACACAGCAACCUACUCCCAGCAGAAGGCUCCCUCGCACACCCCAAAACUGCACCUUAGGAGCAUCAGCAAGUACCAGGCUGAGCUCAGCUGGCAGCCAGUGCCCACGGAGCUGCAGAAUGGCUUCAUCACCAAUUACACCAUCUUCUGGGCCAGCACCUCUUCCAACAUGUCCAGUGCCGUCGUGGACUCUGAUGUCCAGGCCUUCACCAUCAGACCCCUGAAGCCUUCCACCACAUAUAAAGUGCACAUCAUGGCUUCCACUGUGGCAGGCAGCACCAACGGCACCAUCCUCAUGCUCACGACCACAGCACUGGACAUCACCGAGAUCCAGUUCCUUCUGCUGUGCCUCAGCCUCAUCUUUGUCCUGCUCAUUGUAUUCACCGUCUGCCUCCAAAAGAAUGGGAGGAUGAAGAAGCAGUUCUGGCCCAGAGUUCCUGACCCCGUCAACAGCAGCCUCGGCAAGUGGGUGCCCGCAGACCUGCAGCAGGUGAGCACAGGCCAGGCCACGGGAGCAGCUCCUGGCUGCCGUCCCGCCCAGUGCCCCGCGCCCCACGAGCCCAGUCCCACCCCACGCCAUGCUCGGGAGGCACCCGGGCGCCACAGGGACGGGCAGGGUCGCAGUGCCAUGGUGGGGGGCUCCCAGCGGCAGGACGGCAGCCACCCCGCCAGGCCCCUCGCACGACAUCCCAGGGCCCAGUCGCGCACGGGCUCACGGGCACUCAGGAUCAGGCCCAGGGUGAGGGGCGGCCGCGUCCCGGGGCAGGGGGACAGGAGGCAGCGCCGGUACUGCUUUCCCCCAGCUGGCAGCCCCCUGGUGCAGGCCGCGCGCGCGUACGCCAGGCCGGUGCGGAGAAGGAGUCAAGAGCUCCCCAGCCACUUGGAUGAUAUUCCUCCUACCAUGCUGAGGAAAGAGUAUGCCGGCCUCCCCAUAAUAGACAAGGCUGAUGAUGUAGUGAAAAAAAUACUUUCGCUGGAAAUGGCUGGUCAGAGAGAGAAGGUGAAGAUCAAGAUGGAGCAGUUAGCAGAGAAGGUCAGGAGGGCUCCUAAUGACAAUGGUUCCUGCGAGGUACAAGUUGCAUAUCUGACGGCCAAGAUCCGCAGUUACCAGGAGCACCUCCAGAAACACCCCAAGGACACACGGAAUCGGCGCGUGAUGCUAAUGGCCAUAGACCAGCAGCAGAAGAUGCUCAAGUACCUGCGUUGCACCCGCUAUGAUAUCUUUGAGAACACAUGCAAGCAGCUGGGCAUUGAGUACACGUUCCCACCACCCUAUCACAGGAAAGUGACCAGGUUGUGGCUGGCGAAGAAGGCUUUCUGUCUCAAGGUUUUUGAAGAGGUGCAGAAGCUGAAAGCACCAGAGAGACUAAAGCAGAGACGAAAGUGGCAGGAAAAAGCCAGGGCUGCAAGGGAGCAAGCGCAGCAGAGGGAUGGAACCCCGGUGUAGCCAGCAGUCUGACCUGGGGGGGGGGUGAAAAGUGACUGUUCUCUCCAAAAACAAUAAAGUAUUUUAAAGCCUUU
Molecule: messenger RNA, 3412 nt
Organism: Alligator sinensis (Chinese alligator)
Lineage: Eukaryota; Metazoa; Chordata; Crocodylia; Alligatoridae
Product: granulocyte colony-stimulating factor receptor
Exons: 22
Coding region: 333-3338 (1001 amino acids)
Biological process (GO): translation
Cellular component (GO): ribosome
Molecular function (GO): structural constituent of ribosome; protein binding
Source: RefSeq, a predicted model, not a curated record